AUGCGACUCGGUGCAGCUCACCUGCUGUGGGCGUCAAUCGUUCCUACGGCGCUGGCUAUACUCGCAGACGAGGCUUAUCACAUCGACUAUCACCAUGCUCUCCUAGGAACCCCCGUCGCAGACAACACCUUCUUCCACCGAUCGAGUCCCUCCUCGGUAGCUUCGCUACUCUAUACGCACUCAGAAAAGAACAUUCUCGGAGCCGUUAAUCCAAAAGAUGGCUCAGUUGUAUGGAGACAAAACAUUUCAGACUAUUUCCCGCAAACAUCCAACCAAGCUUUCCUGCGUGCGGCGGAUAACGACGAUACAGUGUUGAGUGCGUUUGGGAGCAGUGUUUCCGCAUGGGAUGCAAUAGAUGGACGGUUUCGGUGGAUUCAGCAGUUUUUGGAUGGGCCGGUUAAAGAUCUUGAGCUGGGGCCUGACAGCCCAGUGGAAAGACAUGACGUUUUGGUGGUCUCCGGCGAUAAGAAAGGGGUUUUAAGGCGGUUGGAUAUUGAUUCUGGCAACGUAAUAUGGGAGUACAGAGAUGAGAGUUCCAGAGCUGAUUUCCCAACCUCUAGUGAUGAUGUUCCAUUCCAAGUGUCUGUGGCAUCUAAGUCUACUGGCUACUAUGUGGCCUUGCAGCCUUCUCGAUCUGGAUAUAAAAUCAAGGUCACCACUCUGGAUUUAGCUAAAGGAAGGGCUGGGGACCAGUAUAUACUGAACUCCGAAACGGAAGUAUCCGGUCCCGAAUCUAUCCUCAUUGUUGGCGGAAACCCGGCAGCGCCUUUGAUUGCCUGGACGGACAAGCAGAAUACCGUCCUCAAACUUAAUGUACUGGGAUCUAAAAAUAUUGAAUCGGUCAAGAUUGACAAUGAGGAGGUUCGCAAUAUUCAAAUCCACACAUCCCCAAGCUCGAGCAGCCCCACGCACUUCCUUGUGGAAUAUUGUACAGAGUCGGCUUCAUGGGCUGAAGUAUACCAUAUCAACCGCAGCACUGCGAGCAUAUCUAAAGCCUAUAAUCUUCCAAAGGUUCGAGGAAAGUCAGCCAUAACCGCUGGUACUAGCGUCAGCAACGAUGACCUUUAUUUCACUCGCAUCACUCCAGCCGAGGUUAUCAUAUACUCGUCCGCUUCCGAUAAGGCUUUAGGGAAAUGGAAGCCUAGCCAAGUGUUAUCGGGGAACUACCAGCAUGCAAUCUCUGAGGUUGUUGCGCUUGAAUCAGGCGUCUCCGUUCGAUUUGCUCAAGUCGAUGAGUCAGGAGAUUGGUCCUUGGUGCUGAAUGGACAGCUACAAUGGACCAGACCAGAGUCACUUACUGAAACCGUUGCUGUGGCAUGGUCUGAUCUGAAUAAUGGUGUAACCCUGGCUCGCGAGCUUGAAGUAGAAGGCCACCAGAGCGUACCAAUGGCUUAUGCUCAUCGGUUAAUUCGGCAUCUCAAGGGUAUACAGCAACACCUCCCCGACUGGCUGAUGGAGAGUCCUAUAAGAGUCUUGACCAGCUUCAUGCCAAGUGAUAUCAACGACCUUCUCCAAUUUGGCUUUGGACAGCAUGUUAUUCUUGCAACUCGAACCGGACGAGUUGCAGCGCUUGACUCGGGGCGUCAGGGGAAAGUGAUGUGGAACAUCAAGGCAGUAGAAAACGACGCCGACUGGGGUGUGAAAGCAAUAGCUGCUGAACUGGGGCUCGCAACUGUCUAUGUGGACGACGGUAGCUCUCUCCAGGUCAACAUCACCACUGGUGAGAUCACAAACCGUUCCCCGCCAACACAGAAAGUUGCAUCGAUAGCGUUUAUUCCAGACGGUUCCUCGGACAUCAAGGUUGGCGUGGAAGAAAACGGCGUGCCCAUCAACUCUGCUUACGCUAAUGGAAUUGAUAAAUUCCUAGUCACUCGAAGUGGUGACAAGAAGAUUCUAGGCUGGAAUACCAGCAAAUCCAAAGCUCCAAUGUGGGAGUUUACAGUUCCGGGGGACCAGAAGAUCAUACACGCCACUGCACGACCAGCUCAUGAUCCUGUUGCUUCUAUAGGUAAAGUAUUAGGCAACAGAUCUGUUCUCUACAAGUACCUAAACACAAACCUUGCUCUCAUCACGGCAACUGGCGAUUCUACCGUGGAUUUCUACCUACUUGACGGUGUCUCCGGCCAGAUCCUACAUACGGCGAGAUAUACCGACGUCGAUACUACCCAGCCCAUCUCCUCGGUUAUUUCCGAGAACUGGUUCGCCUACUCGUUCUGGUCCGAUACUAGUGAGAAAUCGGAUGCAAAGGGCUACCAGCUCAUUGUUUCUGAGUUGUACGAGUCGUCUAUCCCCAAUGAUCGUGGUGUUCUCGGUGACGCUGCAAACUACUCAAGCAUCAGCAACUUUACCAUGCCACAUGUCAUAUCGCAGGCAUACAUGAUCCCCGAAGCCAUCUCUAACAUGGCGGUCACCCAAACCCGACAGGGAAUAUCAAUCAGACAGCUACUCUGCACCCUUCCGGCGUCGCGCAGCAUUGUCGGAAUCCCACGGCCUAUCCUUGAUCCACGUCGUCCUAUUGGCCGUGAUCCCACUUCACAAGAAGCAGCGGAAGGCUUAAUGAAGUAUAAUCCGAACCUCGAAUUUGACCCCAAAUGGUACCUUACACAUUCCCGGGAUGUGAUCGGUAUCAAGCAGAUCGAAUCCAACCCAACAUUACUUGAAAGCACAACCCUCAUAUUCUCCUAUGGAUUUGAUAUUUUUGGAACUCGUCUUGCGCCAAGCCAACCCUUUGACAUUCUCGACAAGGGGUUCUCGAAGAUCCAGCUCUUGCUCACUGUUGUUGCAUUGAUGGCCGGUGUCAGCGCCCUGGCUCCUCUGGCUCGAAGUAAGCAAGUGAAUCUCCUGUGGAAGUCAUCCUAA
Molecule: messenger RNA, 2859 nt
Organism: Microsporum canis CBS 113480
Lineage: Eukaryota; Fungi; Ascomycota; Eurotiomycetes; Onygenales; Arthrodermataceae
Product: DUF1620 domain-containing protein
Exons: 3
Coding region: 1-2859 (952 amino acids)
Biological process (GO): protein folding in endoplasmic reticulum
Cellular component (GO): EMC complex
Molecular function (GO): protein binding
Source: RefSeq, a predicted model, not a curated record